Messenger RNA from Magallana angulata, 1643 nucleotides. RefSeq lists its product as uncharacterized. The transcript is spliced from 10 exons. Gene Ontology annotation, molecular function: lipid binding. Bases 812 to 1492 code for a protein of 226 amino acids. The record is from RefSeq and is a predicted model, not a curated record. Lineage: Eukaryota; Metazoa; Mollusca; Bivalvia; Ostreida; Ostreidae.
ACACACAUAUAUUAAUCUGAAUUUCCGCGACUAUUAAUGGUUUAAAGAUCCUUUUUUCAUUAAUAUCAGAAGUGUUUAAACAUUCUGCGAUGUUUGAAACCGCUUCAAACAAUGACUGAGGAGAAGGGUCGAUCUGGACCACUCAUUUUAUUGACCUCCCCCUUCCUUUACAAUGUUCCUGUUGUGGUAUAUACAUGUACCUCUACUAAAAUACUGUCUUUAAGUUUUUAGCCUUAUCUCCGGCCGAUACGCGUAUUCACGUUUGUUGAUUUUGCAAAGUGAAAAUUGACAUAACACAACCGAAAAAAUCUAUAUAAUGACUAUAUCUCUUUUUAUUCUACCGUAUCAGAAACAUUUGCUAUUGAUUUUCUUAAGUCAAAGUGUGAAAUGACAUGUUUUGACCCAAUCAUCUGCAUCAAAUCGAGUUUGGGGAACACUUUGACUUUAUAGUAUUGCAGGAAUUCAGUAUGUUCACUUAUGGCAGCUGAUGAGGCCCAGUGGGACAGCUUUAUUUUUCCGUGAUGAAAACUUUUUAUCGAUUGGCCUUACUUUGGUAACAAAACAUCCGGGGAAAUCACCGAUAUCAUGUAAAUACAGUAAUCAAAUGGACCCCGAUUUCCUCUCCUUUCAGCGACCACAAAUCUCCGACUCUGGUGUACCGUUCACUAAAUAAAGGCGGUUUACAUAGAUAAUUCGAUUGUUAAACGAUGUGAGAUCAGCAACAUGGAAUAACAGAUAAAAAAGGUUUCUUCUAAAAUAAAUCUCGUGUGAGGAAUGACUUGAUCGCACCAGAAGGGAUUUUUAGACAGGGAUGGCUGACGGACUGAGUGUGAGGACGGUGGUAGAACGUCUGCUUCAGCGGGACAUCCCGGACCAGAUCGGGGAAACCUCGGGGGUGCAGUUUGAACUGACAGGAAUGCGUACAACAAACCUUCAUCUCCCCUCCGCCGCCAUGAAAAAUGACGUCAUCACCACCAAAGGCGGUGGCGUCAGCAUGGUGGGCAAAUACCGCUUCACCUACGGCAGAUUACUAUCAGGCGAUGGAGAUUUUGACGUCAUUGUUUCUGGUCUCUCCCUAGUCAUCAGUCCUCCAAUACGCCACCGAAAUCAAAACGCACGCCACCCCCGAGUAACCCACGUUAAUUCGCAUGGCGACCAACGAAACCCCAACAACGCCGACCGUGAUACCUUAAUGAGGCUUGUCCACCAUGGUCACGUGGAAUGUACGGCUAGGAGUGUCAAGAUCAAGUUCCGGGGGAAGUCGGCCCGGCUUUGUGGCUUUCUGACCAAAGUCUUCUCUCGGUGGAUCAUCUCACAACUCCAAAUCAGCACAGCUGAAUUCGUAAAAAGUUGGUUCCGAGAAGAACCAGACAUGUCUUCUAUUGCCCUUAUGGCGCUCUUCGCAAUGAACGACGACAAUGCAGUGGAGGAAGAAGAGUUACAAAGUCAGUGCUGGAGAUUCCGUAGAAGAAGAAGAGCGUUACAACAUUAAUUUGAAAUUAUUUUGUGACUCUGUUUUGCAUAAGCUUUACAUUUUUUUAUUAUCAUUUAUAUUUAUAUCAUUUUUAUUGCGAGAUGUUUGUUACUAGUUGAUAUUUUCUCAACAUAAAUAUAUAACUAAAUAAACUUUUACAACAAUUUGA